UCUGCAUCACGUGAGGCAUGCGAAAAUGGCGGAUUCUCUCCCUGCGGAGCUGGACGUAGUAGUCUUGGGUACAGGUCUGCAAGAAGCCAUUAUUGCAGCUGCCUGUUCCCGAAUUGGCAAGAGAGUUCUUCAUGUUGACAGAAACAACUAUUAUGGAGGAAACUGGGCCAGUUUUAGCUUUUCUGGAUUGCUGUCUUGGAUUGAAGAAUGCAGAGGGCAAAAAUCUAGCAAUGCAGAAGUUAACUGGAAAGACAAGAUACUGGAAGGUGAAGAUGCCAUUCAACUAGAUCAAAUUGAUAAGUCCAUUAAAAAUGUGGAAGUCUUCUGCUUUGCAAGCAUGGUUACAGAGGAAGCUGUUGUGGAAGAAGGAGCACUUGAGAAUAAGCAAUCUAAUGUAGAUUUCAACGGUGCAACAGAGAAUGGAACAUCAAGCAGUCAGGAUGAGAAAAAUCAGACAUUGAAAAGUACAAGCGGCAAUGAAGAAAAUCCAGAAAAUAUCAAGGACCAAGAUACUUCAAAUUCAAAAAAGGAAGUUUCAACUGAAGUAAUUCAACUAGAAGACAAACCCUCCUCUACAGACGUUCCUUCAUCCGCCACCAGUGAUACAAGUCUGGCCAAAGAAUUGAAUGCUGUUGAUGUAGCUUCAGUUGAGAUUAAAGCUGACAAUAUAGAACACACUGUUUCUGCUCAAGAAGAUAAGAAACAAACCAAAACAAUGACUUACUCACAAAUUAUUAAGAAUGGCAGGAAAUUUAACAUUGAUUUGACUUCAAAGUUUUUGUAUUCCCGUGGUUCCCUUGUUGAUCUUCUUAUCAAAUCCAAUGUCAGUCGGUAUGCGGAAUUCAAAAAUAUUAACAGGAUACUUGCUUUUCAAGAAGAAAAAGUUGAACAGGUACCUUGUUCCAGAGCAGAUGUCUUUGCCAGCAAACGUCUCACCAUGAUAGAAAAACGAAUAUUAAUGAAGUUCCUUACUUUCUGUUUGGAAUAUGAACAACAUCCAGAUGAAUACCUAGACUUUAAGGACAGUACAUUUUCAUCUUAUUUGAAGACAAAGAUGUUAACUACCAGUCUCCAACACUACGUUUUGCAUUCUAUCGCUAUGAUCUCUGAAAGCGCUAGCACCAUAGAGGGACUCAAAGCAACACAGCGCUUCUUGCAUUGCCUUGGCCGCUAUGGGAACACGCCAUUCCUUUUUCCCUUGUACGGCGUUGGAGAAAUGCCACAGUGCUUCUGCAGGAUGUCUGCAGUCUUUGGUGGAACAUAUUGUUUGCGACAUUCAGUGCAAUGCCUGGUGGUCGACAGAGAAACGGCAAGAUGUAAAGCUGUAGUUGACAGUAAUGGCCAUCGCAUAACCUGUGAAUAUUUUAUUGUGAAUGAUGGCUAUCUACCUGAAAGAAAUACUAAAAAUCUCCAGUACAGGUACAUUUCGAGAGCUGUUCUCAUCACCGAUUCAUCCAUCUUGAAGUCUGACUCUGAGCAGAUUUCUAUUUUGACUCUGCCUGCAGUGGGGGAUUGCCAACCAUCUGUACGAAUCAUUGAACUCUGUCCAUCUUCAAUGACCUGUCCACAGGGCACCUAUUUGGUCCACUUAACUUGUCCAUCGAAUGGAUCUGCCAAAGAAGACUUGGAGCCUGUGAUAUCUAGACUUUUCACACAAUACAGUGAAAAUGAAGAAAAUGAUUAUAAUGAAUGUGAAGGAGAGAAACCUAAAGUGCUUUGGGCUUUGUAUUUCAAUGUAAGAGAUUCAUCUGCGGUUGACAGAAACUCGUAUGAAGGCCUUCCCAGUAAUGUUUAUGUCUGUUCUGGACCUAAUGCUGCUCUUGGAUUUGAACAGUCUGUUGAACAGGCGGAAGCUAUCUUUCAUCAACUCUGUCCUGGGGAAGAGUUCUGUCCUGCUGCUCCAAACCCUGAAGACCUUAUUUAUGAUGGCGAUGGUGCAAAACCAGAAAAUGCUGGCUUUGACGCUCCUUCAGAAUCAGAAACUGUCGAAGUAAAAGAAAAUGUGGACACAGAUGCUGCAGAGGAUGGUAACAAUAAAAUGGAAGAAACCAGUGAAAUACUGGCUGCUAAUAAAACGGACAGAGAAUCCGAAACAUCCAGCCCCGAUGCUCAUACUCUGAAAAAUAGCAUUAAUGAAACAGAGGUGCUAAAAAAUGCAGAAUGAUAUAUUUCGGGGGGAAAAUCUGAGUUAAUGGGGAUAGCUGUUUUCCCUAAAUUAUAUUGAAGCAAACAGCAAAUAUAGAGGGCAGCCUUGCAUGCAGCAACAUGCAAAACACAACUGAGCAUUGAAAUUCAUUGGGCAACCUUUAAGUUAUCUGACCUUUAAAAGAAAAUACUCCUGGCAAAUAGAUCCACCUGCUGUUACAACUUCCUCUAUUGUCUCUUUUUCCCUGGUUAGCAUCACCACCCACCACCAUCCCACUCCCUAAUGAUGAUGAAUGUUGAACUUUGUUCACACUAAUUGAAAGCAAAUUGUUGUCUUAUCAUCAGAACAAGAUGAGGGGGAUCAAAUGCUGAAAUAAGUCUGCCUAAAAUGUGUGGAUAUUACAAAAACAAUUAAAGCAUAAAAUCAAAGCUGUAGCUUGCCUUGCUGGAACAUUUAUUGCAAUGAUCCUGCUGCCCAAAGAAUUGUGCCCUAGUCUUUCAUGAUAAAUGGUAGAAAAUAUUUCUUUUGACAAGAAAUACACAAACCAUUCAACAUUCUGAAAAAUUGUUUACUGGAAAAAAUUAAGUGCUAAUAUUAUGUUAUGAAUAUACUUUAUAAAGCGGUGGCAGGUGCAAACAAUUUUCUCAGUGGAAAAUCAAAUGGGUCUGUAAUGAUAUGUGAUGGAACAGCAGAUGUUUUGCAGAUCAAGGUAGUAUUUUCCAUGACUAAUGUGUACAAUAUCAAAAACAUAUACUGUGCAAUAACCUGUGAAAAUCCUCCUUGUUUAAUGCUUAUGUAAACAAAAGUGAUUAAAAUGUUGCAAAAAUCA
Molecule: messenger RNA, 2975 nt
Organism: Pristis pectinata (smalltooth sawfish)
Lineage: Eukaryota; Metazoa; Chordata; Chondrichthyes; Rhinopristiformes; Pristidae
Gene: chm
Product: CHM Rab escort protein
Exons: 15
Coding region: 26-2164 (712 amino acids)
Biological process (GO): small GTPase-mediated signal transduction; intracellular protein transport; protein geranylgeranylation
Cellular component (GO): cytoplasm; Rab-protein geranylgeranyltransferase complex; cytosol
Molecular function (GO): GDP-dissociation inhibitor activity
Source: RefSeq, a predicted model, not a curated record